UGGCUAUCUUCAUCCCAAUUGCCAGUUUGUUUAUGUAUUGAAAGACAACAGAUUGGUGCAGCCGGCUUCUGCGGGCUCCGUAAUUGAAGCUCGCGUGUUUUUCAGUAAGACGGUCGGCUUGAAUGAAGCAACAAAACUGCUUUGAUCCCAACGUGCUUGUUGUUAUCUAGAUAGGCGUGUGAACGAACGGGCGGUCGAUUUGUCUGGUGCAAGUGCAGUGUUGACGUUUCGUGUUAUCAUAGACUGAUUAUAAGCAGUGACAAUAAACUACUGAGGAUUCUCAUUCAGGAAUAGUGACAAUGCUGAUUACAACCAAGACAUAUCCUUCUAAGGCAAACAAUCUGAAAACUGUGAUAUAAAAUGACCGCAAUCUUCAAAACUAAGCUUUAAAUGAAAUGUCAAUCACUUCGAAAUACAUGAACGAGAUUGUUGUGAUAGUCGAGUUGUGAAUAUUGUACUCGGGAGUGGCGAUGGAGUGAGGAGGCGGCGAUGACGGCCAGGGAAGUAGAACUUAGUGGUGGCGCGCCGUGGGGUUUCCGCAUGCAUGGAGGUGCCGAUCACAAUCAACCUCUCAGAAUAUCAAGGCGCUACAGCGAUUCUAUUCAGCAAUUCCAUAAUGUGAAUCCGGGGCGGAAGGCGUCGCUGAGCGGUAUACGCGAGGGCGACGUGAUAUCAUCCAUUAAUGGUAGAUCUACACGCGGCAUGAACAAUGCUGAUGCCCACGCCAUGCUCAGAUCAGCUGGUCCGGUACUUCGACUUGGCCUCAACGAAGACAGGGAAAUGUCACCGAGAAGAAGAUCAAUUGGCAAGAGUACGGAGUUGAGAAGACCGUCUCAGUUGAUUACAGAGUUUCAAAGUGGCAGAGCAACUCCACAAGCUCCUGUAUAUGCAACAAUAAGACCACCUAUUAUAUCGCAAAACCGACCGAUAUCGUCAACAAUGGGAUCUUCUCUUAAUUCUAUACCAACGGCUCUUAGUUCCACAACACUAGUAAAAUCUGUUACGACUAAUGACGAACCACUCAAAUUCCAUCCAACUAAUCCUUUUUAUACUACAUUACCUUCAAAUUAUACCAGUGCUUCCAAACUGCCAUUACCAAAUAACAGAGCUUAUUUCUCUGGUGUAGAUAGAAAUAAAACCGAUGAAAAUAUAUCUUCAUAUAACGAUAUCAGCACAGAUUUUAAAUCAUCGACGCUUUUUAAUAGUAAAAACGAAUCAGGUCCUAGUAGUUUUCCUCAUGAAAAUAUUAAUGACUUGAAAUUUACGAAUGGUUAUGACGACUCAAAUAACAAACAAUUUUUGAAUAAUGAUAAAAACGGCUAUCUUAAUAAUAGUGCAACAUAUCAAUAUCACGAUGAAAGUCUUCCAAAUAUCACUAAAGGAGAAGGGUCUAAUCCUUUUGAAUCAAAAAGAAAUAGUGAUCCAUUUGAAAAAUAUUUGCGGAAAGAAAAUAAAAAAUACGAAUAUAAAUCAACGUUGCCUAAUUCUCAGAGUGAGACAAAUUUUCAAAAGAAAGAGGAAAUCAGAAAGCAUACCGUUACCGAACAUAAAAUAAGUGAAACCGAGGAAGUGAAAACCAUUAAAAAAAUAAUAUUUAAUGGUUCUAAUGACCAUUGUCAAGAUAAUACUGAUAGCAAAUAUGGUUUUUCCGAAAACAAAGACAUAAAUGAAUCUAAGCUGCAACAUAUUUUAAAUAAAGAAAAAGUGAACAUAUCAAAUGAACGACCUUUUCCUACUACAUCACGCCAAGAAAAUAAUUAUUAUAACAACUUCGAGAAGUGCAAGCAGGAUGAUAGUAAUUGUACAUAUUCUUCGACAUUUGAAGAUUUUUACAGCAAUUCUCAAUCAGUGUCUGAUUCGUCUGCUACGGAAACUGAUGAUAGUGAGGAUUCAGGCCGCGAAAAGACAGUCAGCGACGGACAACGAACGAAAAAAUAUAGCGAUCCGAAACGAAGAACAAUAACCAAAGUCAGCAAGAAGAUAUUAAAGGCUAUUGAAAAGUUAACAUGUAAUAUAAAAAGAUACAAGAAAAAUAAGAAGGUUUUUGAACCUACACCACUGAAAAAGGGUUAG
Messenger RNA from Achroia grisella, 2073 nucleotides. RefSeq names its product N-acetylmuramoyl-L-alanine amidase domain-containing protein SAOUHSC_02979-like. Gene Ontology annotation, molecular function: muscle alpha-actinin binding; actin binding. The record is from RefSeq and is a predicted model, not a curated record. Bases 490 to 2073 code for a protein of 527 amino acids. Lineage: Eukaryota; Metazoa; Arthropoda; Insecta; Lepidoptera; Pyralidae. Gene Ontology annotation, cellular component: stress fiber; adherens junction; filamentous actin. Gene Ontology annotation, biological process: muscle structure development; actin cytoskeleton organization. The transcript has 7 exons.